Messenger RNA from Aquila chrysaetos chrysaetos, 1594 nucleotides. It is a transcript of the gene LAPTM5, whose product is annotated as lysosomal protein transmembrane 5. Gene Ontology annotation, cellular component: lysosomal membrane. NCBI's taxonomy places the organism in Eukaryota, Metazoa, Chordata, Aves, Accipitriformes, Accipitridae. The transcript is spliced from 8 exons. Bases 112 to 885 code for a protein of 257 amino acids. The record is from RefSeq and is a predicted model, not a curated record.
CAUUUAUAGACCAGGAAGGAAGUUGAGUUGCACUGCUCGCUUCGCUUUUCGGUGGGGCGGUUGCUGCAAAUUCAACCUCAUUAACUCACAGCUCUGCAGAGGGAUCAGAAAAUGACUGCCCAAACUACCACUGAGCCCCCCAAAUGUUGCUUCUUCAACAUCAAGACAGCAACAGUUGCUCUAGGGAUCUUCCACAUGGUUAUGAGUGUUUUGCUGCUGAUUGAGUACUCCCUGGAGGUAGCAAGCGGGAAAGGCUUUUGCAAAGACCUGGACAAGGAUUACUACAGAAUUGCUGAUGUCAUCACCAGUUUCCUGUUGAUCAUCAUGCUGUUCGUCAUCAGCUUCCACCUCCUUCUUGGUGUGGUGAAGAAGAGGGAACGUCUCCUGAUACCAUUCCUUGCUCUACAAGUCAUGGACUUUCUCCUUAGCCUCCUAACAAUGUUCAGUUCCUACAUACAAGUCCCAGCAAUCAUUUCUGUGUCCUCCCUUAGCCACACGGGAUACUCCAAGAUCCCUUUCCUGGCUCUGCAGCUGCUGGACUUCUGCCUGAGUAUUCUCACGCUCUGUAGCUCUUACAUGGAGGUUCCCACCUAUCUCAGCCUCAAGUCUUCAGACAAUGGGGGCUUUUUGCCAACCCUGGGGAAGUUACCAACAGAGGAAUAUGCCAAGGUGAUGGUCACCUUCACCAUUGCAUUCAUUGCUGUCCUCUUCUUGAAGGCCUAUAUGUUCAAAUGUGUCCUGAGCUGCUUUAAGCAUAUUAAAGCCAGCAAGAGAGAGGAGGUGAAAGUCGACCCACAAGCAGUUGAAAAGGCUGUGCUGCCAUCGUAUGAGGAAGCCUUAGAGUUGCCUUCCAAGGAAUCCCCACCACCCUAUGUAGCAAUCUAAGCUGCACUCAUGGAGAGAAGAUGACAUCUGUAUUGCUGUUGGUGCCUCUUACCCCUUCUCUCAGAUAGUCAGCCUCAUUGAGAAGUCUUUACUUUAUAGCAGUAUCGUGCUUUUUACAAUCCACCUUGCUUUAUGAGCCUACAAAGAGUAAUGGUGAACCACUGGAGUUGGCGCCUUGUUCUACACUGGCAGUUUUGACUUGGUACUACCAAGCUGCAGAGCUAAUUUUAAUAAACUUGGCACCAGGCACCACAGAGGUUCCCAUCACUGGCCUCUGACAUCUGGCUAAUGUGAAGUGUAGGCACUGGCCUGAAUCCCUUGUCAGGCUUGCUUUAUGCCAGCAAGAUGCUGUUUCUCAUCUGUCUCACAUCUAACUCAGCAGCUGAGACAUUUAGGAAGUGGAAUGGGAGGAAAAUGUGCAAGAACCUUUUCACUGAGAUAGUCCCACCCUGAAGCUAUGCUAACUAGUACCUUUUAAUGAGAAACAUACAGGAAAGGGAUCAGCAAAAUAAUGAAGAUUUCAAAUGAACUAUGACGCAGCUCUCAUCCUGUCAGUUUAUGGUGAUGAUUAAUAGUGUGUACUCCAGAAUAUACAACAUGCUGGAAUUGUCACAGCUCUGCCAUUUUAUACCUGAGUGUUUGCAUUUUUUUUGCUUUUAGUGUGACUUGAAAGAUGAGUUUCAAUUAAAAAAAAUGUUAAUGGCUUCAA